Messenger RNA from Hevea brasiliensis (rubber tree), 1004 nucleotides. RefSeq lists its product as uncharacterized. Lineage: Eukaryota; Viridiplantae; Streptophyta; Magnoliopsida; Malpighiales; Euphorbiaceae. Bases 89 to 811 code for a protein of 240 amino acids. The record is from RefSeq and is a predicted model, not a curated record. The transcript has a single exon.
AAUUCCAUGCAUCUCUUGACACACACCUCACUACCACGCCCAACUCCACAAACUUUCUUCUUCUUCUUCUUCUUCUUGGACGUUCAAAAUGGUCUCCCUAGAAACGGUUCAAGCAACCUCUAGAUCCAUUGAUCAAACUUCGAGUCCUAGAAUUUCUUUCUCUGCAGAAUUUCUUGAUGAAAACAACUUCAUUUCCAUUAGUCCAAACACCCUGCAGACUGAAAAAGACCAAGAAAUGGAAAGAGAGAAGGCAAGAAAUGCAGAAUUUGAGUUCCUUUCAAGCAACGUGAGUAGCCACGCCAUUUCAACUGCGGACGAGCUUUUUUUUGAAGGGAAGUUACUUCCCUUUUGGCAAAUGCAGCAAUCUGAGAAACUCCAUAAAAUCAGCCUCAAAAGUAAAGUAAGUGUGGAGGAAGAAGAAGAAGAAGAAGAGGAGGUGAACAAGGAGGAGCCUAGGGUAGGUUGGUUUGUUGAUGAUGACCCGUCUCCAAGGCCUCCAAAAUGCACUGUUCUCUGGAAAGAACUGCUAAGGUUAAAGAAGCAACGGGCUUCUUCUCUCUCACCAUCAUCAUCUUCUUCCUCAACAUCAUCUUCUUCUAGCUCCCUAGCCGAUAUCGUUACCACAGAAGAAGGGAAAGAAGCCUCUGGAAACAGGGAGAAGCAAGGGAAAAGGAUGAAGAAAGGAUUGGAGAGAACAAGAUCAGCUACUAUUAGGAUAAGGCCAAUGAUAAAUGUGCCUAUUUGCACGCCGGUGAAGAGCAGUUCUUUGCCACCUUUGUUUCCCCUUAAGAAGGGUAGAUUAGAAAGGUGAGGUGAGAAGAGAAAUGUGGUAGCUCAAGCUUGUCUAUGUUCUGUAGGAUUGUCUAAUGUGUUGAAUUUUCUUAUCAGUUCUUUUACUUCAUGUCAACUUUCUUUGCCUACUUUUGGGUCUAGUUUAAUGUUAAUUACUAUGGACCUGUUAAAUUUUAAUGUAAAUGGUGACAUUAUAUGUGUUACUGACAAAA